Molecule: messenger RNA, 1146 nt
Organism: Fulvia fulva
Lineage: Eukaryota; Fungi; Ascomycota; Dothideomycetes; Mycosphaerellales; Mycosphaerellaceae
Product: Virginiamycin B lyase
Exons: 3
Coding region: 1-1146 (381 amino acids)
Molecular function (GO): protein binding
Source: RefSeq, a predicted model, not a curated record
AUGGCCAAACUCGCUCUCUUGCUGGCCUUGACGGCCUCAGCAAUUGCCCAGAAUGCAGCACCGGGAACGACAAAGUUCGUGCAAGGCGAUCCAGCACGAUUCACAUACACGGAUAUGCUCACGCCCUUGUCAUUGCCAUGCGAUGUGUCCGAAGGCCCAGACAACAACAUCUACGUUCAAGCAUUGAUUGGAAAGAUUACUCGAUACAACUACAAGACUGGCGCUCUCAAGGAGUUCGAUAUUCCCUUCACGUCUCCAAUCUUCCCGAACGUCACCCUUCCAUUCCUACUGCCAGACCAGACCAAAGCAGUUUUCCUGUCAUGCGCGAUUCGUAACGGCUAUGAUGGCAAGAUGUACUUCAGCAACGGCAACAGGAACCAGCUUGUUCAGUUCAAUGUUGAGACUGAGGAGAUCAAAGUAUUCACACCUCCCGGCCUUCUCUCAAUCAUCGGCAACGUCCAGCCUUUCAACGACAUCACCACCGCCCCAGACGGCGUCUACUUCACGCAAACAACCAUGAACACAAUCGCCAAAUUCGACUACAACACCCAGAGGAUCACCUACAUCCCCGUCCCAACCCUCCUCUCCGUCCCACUCGGCAUCUUCUACGCCAAAGACGGCGGCGUUUGGUUCGUCGAGACAGUCGGCCAAAAAGUCGGCCGCCUCGACCGCGCCACCCAAGAAAUUACCGAAUACCCCAUCCCCCUCCCCCUCGGCGCCGGCCCCAUCGUCAUGCGCGCCGAAACCACCGCCCCCAACGGCGACAACCUCCUCUGGUUCGCCGCAAUCAUCGGCUCCUCCCUCUGCAGCGUAAACCAGCAAUCGAAAGAAAUCCUCUGCUACCUCGAGAACGUCGGCUCAACAGCGCAGCAAGUCGCCCAAGAUUACCAAGACAACGUCUGGAUCAGCCACACCACGCAGAAUACGCUGGGGGUGUUUAAUCCGAGUUUUAAGAAUUUUACUGAGGUGGUAAUGCCGGGGACUAUUGCGGCAACGCCGGUGAGUUUGCCGCUUUAUGGGGGGACGGGGAUUUAUGGGAAGCCCGUGGGGAAUCCGUUUACGAGGGGGACGGGGAAUGGUAUUUGGUUUACGCAGUUGGUCGCGAAUCGGUUGGUGAGGUAUGAUUUGGAGGGGUUGAGGUAUUGA